GCUGGACAUUGCUGCAGAUCUCUCCACCUUGACCACUCUCCACUGUAAAAGAUGGCUUCUACUGGUCUCCAAGUCCUUGGCAUGGCAAUGUCCAUCAUUGGCUGGGUGGGAUGUAUAAUCACCUGUGCCAUGCCCAUGUGGAGGGUGACUGCCUUCAUUGGGAACAACAUAGUGGUGGCACAGAUCAUCUGGGAAGGACUGUGGAUGAAUUGCAUUGUGCAGAGUACUGGACAGAUGCAGUGCAAGGUCUACGACUCCAUGUUGGCUCUUCCUCAGGAUUUGCAGGCUGCCCGUGCCCUUACUGUCAUCUGUAUACUGGUAGCCCUGCUGGCCAUGCUUGUUGGUAUUGUGGGAGCCAAGUGCACCAACUGCAUAGAAGAUGAGAACACCAAGGCCAAAGUCAGCAUGGUAUCGGGUGUGGUCUUCCUGGUGGCUGGUAUCCUCAUGCUCAUCCCUGUCUGCUGGUCUGCAAACAGCAUCAUCCGUGACUUCUACAAUCCCCUGGUGGUGGAGGCUCAGAAGAGAGAACUGGGAGCUGCCAUAUACAUAGGGUGGGCUUCCUCUGCUCUGAUGCUCCUGGGUGGAGGCCUCCUGUGCUGCUCUUGCCCCAAGAAGAACGACGCUCCCUACUCUGCCAGAUACACUGCCCCUUCAGGCCCAGCACGGAGUGACUACCCCAGCAAGAACUAUGUCUAAGGGCAUAACUCGCUGGCUUGGACAAUUGCAUUCACUCUUUAUAUACAGUAUGGGACAUAUUUAUCCGUUCCUUCAGCAGAUGUCUGGACUGCAUGUAUUGUGUGUUUGUGGGGGGGGGGGCGCAUUUGUGGAGACUUGUCUGUUUCUUGGAUUUUUUUUUUAGCUGCCACAGACUUUUUUUUUUUUUAUAUAUAACUUUGUAAACUUUUAAAUAAAACUUUCUCCAUUA
Molecule: messenger RNA, 925 nt
Organism: Xenopus laevis (African clawed frog)
Lineage: Eukaryota; Metazoa; Chordata; Amphibia; Anura; Pipidae
Gene: cldn6.2.L
Product: claudin 6, gene 2 L homeolog
Cellular component (GO): bicellular tight junction; plasma membrane; membrane
Molecular function (GO): structural molecule activity
Source: RefSeq, marked provisional